Exophiala viscosa is the source of this 302-nucleotide messenger RNA. RefSeq lists its product as uncharacterized. NCBI's taxonomy places the organism in Eukaryota, Fungi, Ascomycota, Eurotiomycetes, Chaetothyriales, Herpotrichiellaceae. The annotation marks the transcript as partial. Gene Ontology annotation, molecular function: zinc ion binding; DNA-binding transcription factor activity, RNA polymerase II-specific. The record is from RefSeq and is a predicted model, not a curated record. Gene Ontology annotation, biological process: regulation of DNA-templated transcription. The transcript has 3 exons.
UACUUCACUGUUGGGACGCUCCGAUGUGCACAGGAAAUGUAGACUUGAAGUUUUAACCUGGCUCCAGUUUAGGUCUUGGUGAGAGAAAUGCCACAAUGCCGGUCAGUCAGCGUUUCGGAGGACGGUGAGCACUCCAAGAGACGAACGCCUCGUGCUUGCGACCGCUGCAGGACCAAGAAAUCAAAGUGUGACGGCGCUACAAGAUGCAGCAAGUGCAUUGAAACCAGGAGCAGUUGCACGUAUACUAUGAGGAGAGGACGAGAAUCUAGAAGCCAGUUAGUGAUAUUCGUAUGCUCGAAAUC